UGAAUCGGGAUCAUAAUAGAAAGAAAGGGAUAACUAUUAGGUAUAAAACAGUUAUUGAUGCUUCUGUUGUGGUAAAUGACGCUUAAUUUAACGGAAGUAUGACUAUACGUCAUUUCCCCUAGCGGGUUAGCUGUUUCACAGGUGUUGUAACUGACAUAUCCCGCUGUUCUGGUCAAGAAGGCCAAAUAGCAGAAGCGUCAUGCUGCGACUGCCGACUGUUGGCCGAGCGCUAAGGGGAGCUGCCAAGGGCAGCCUGGCUCCUACUAAUGCUGUGCGCACACCUGUACGUGCUGCCAGUAACAUGGUGGAGGUGUUUGUGGAUGGGAAAUCAGUGGAGGUAGAGCCUGGAACUACAGUGCUACAGGCCUGUGAGAAAGUGGGAAUUCAGAUCCCUAGGUUCUGUUACCAUGAGCGUCUCUCAGUGGCAGGAAACUGCCGUAUGUGUCUGGUGGAGAUUGAGAAGGCUCCAAAGCCGGUGGCAGCCUGCGCCAUGCCCGUCAUGAAAGGCUGGAACAUCCUCACCAACUCUGAGAAGACACGCAAAGCCAGGGAGGGAGUGAUGGAGUUCCUAUUGGCAAACCACCCUCUGGACUGUCCUAUUUGUGAUCAGGGAGGAGAGUGUGACCUGCAGGAUCAGUCCAUGCAGUUCGGUUCAGAUCGGAGUCGCUUCACAGAAGGGAAGAGGGCAGUGGAAGACAAAAACAUCGGGCCUCUGAUCAAAACCAUCAUGACCCGCUGUAUCCAGUGCACGCGCUGUGUCCGUUUUGCCAGCGAGAUUGCAGGCGUGGAGGAGCUGGGAACGACAGGGAGAGGAAACAACCUGCAGAUCGGGACAUACGUCGAGAAGAUGUUCAUGUCUGAGCUGUCGGGCAACGUCAUUGACGUGUGUCCAGUCGGAGCCCUCACGUCCAAACCCUAUGCGUUCACCGCACGGCCAUGGGAGACCAGAAAAACGGAGUCCAUCGACGUUCUGGACGCUGUCGGCAGCAAUAUUGUCGUGAGCACCAGAGGAGGGGAGGUGAUGAGGGUACUGCCCAGGCUUAAUGAAGACGUAAAUGAAGAGUGGAUCUCUGAUAAGACCAGGUUUGCAUACGACGGUCUGAAGAGGCAACGUUUGACCCAACCAAUGGUAAAAGAUGAGUCAGGUCAGCUGACCCCGACCACCUGGGAGGACGCUCUAACCCGUGUGGCUGGAGCACUUCAGAGCGUGCAGGGCGCUGAGGUGGCAGCCAUAGCCGGAGGAAUGGCAGAUGCUGAAGCUCUGGUCUCCCUCAAAGAUCUCCUCAAUCGGCUGGACUCGGAGAGCCUGUGCACGGAGGAGGUGUUCCCCAUGGCAGGAGCAGGCACCGACCUGCGCUCCAACUACCUGCUGAACUCGCGCAUCGCCGGCAUCGAGGAGUGUGAUCUGCUGCUGCUCGUGGGAACAAACCCGCGUUACGAAGCCCCGCUGUUCAACGCCAGAGUCCGCAAGAGCUGGCUUCACAAUGAGCUGCAUGUUGCCCUGGUGGGGCACAGCGUGGACCUCAGUUACACCUAUGACCACCUGGGUGAGGAGACGGCAGUGCUUAAGCAGCUGGCUGAUGGAACCCAUCCUUUCUGCCAGGUCCUUGCAUCUGCAAAGCGUCCCGUGGUGGUUGUUGGCAGCAGCGCUCUCCAGAGGCAGGACGGAGCAGCCAUCUUGAGCACCGUCUCCACCAUUGCCCAGAACGCCAGAGCAAGCAGUGGAGUGGAGGAUGGCUGGAAGGUCCUCAAUGUCCUGCAUAGAGUGGCUAGCCAGGUGGCUGCAUUGGACCUGGGCUACAAGGCCGGCGUGGACGCCAUCAGGAAUAAUCCACCCAAAGUCCUCUUCCUGCUGGGAGCUGACGCUGGAUGCAUUACCAGAGCCGACCUGCCUAAAGAAAGCCUGAUCAUCUACCAGGGUCACCAUGGAGACAUUGGAGCACCAAUGGCAGACAUCAUUCUCCCUGGCGCUGCAUACACAGAGAAAAACGCCACCUUUGUCAACACAGAGGGCAGAAGCCAGCACACCAAGGUGGCUGUCACCCCUCCUGGGAUGGCCAGAGAAGACUGGAAGAUCAUCAGAGCGGUGUCAGAGCUGGCUGGUGUGACGCUGCCCUACGACACCCUGGAUGAAGUUCGAUCCAGGCUGGCCGAGGUCUCUCCUAACCUGGUUCGAUACGAUGACGUGGAGGAGGCAAACUACUUUAAACAGGCUAAUGAACUUGCAAAGGCUGUGAACCAGGACCUAAUAGCAGCUCCUCUGGUGCCACCUCAAAUAACUGCAAAGGACUUCUACAUGACUGACUCAAUCAGCAGGGCUUCCCAGACGAUGGCAAAGUGUGUCAAAGCGCUCACAGAGGGAGCUGCUGCCGUCGAUGAGCCUUCAAUCUGCUGAACCCACAGUAAACCUCUGUCCAAAACAAUGUCAUGCCUGUCCUUAACGCAACACGCUUCUCUGAACAAACUGUGUGGCUCCAUAAUUUAAGAUUUUCCUUUUUGCUUGUAUACAUUAAAACCACCUUGCCUAUGGGAACCAGUUCUGUUAAAUAUUGCUGAGGAUCAUAUGAAAUAUAAAUAAAAUCUUAAAAAUGUUGUUACUCCAACCUGUUUUUAUUCAUUGACCAAAACGAUUCUUCACCUAACAAAUCAAA
Messenger RNA from Menidia menidia (Atlantic silverside), 2651 nucleotides. Lineage: Eukaryota; Metazoa; Chordata; Actinopteri; Atheriniformes; Atherinopsidae. The record is from the annotation of a GenBank genome assembly.